GCGACUCUUUUUCAAUAAAAUUUGUUAGAAAAUAAUUUUUAUCUGAGAAUUUUUAUCUAUCACGAAUAGGUUGACUUUUUUUGUAUAUUUUUUACAAAAAAACGUAACAUUUCCGUAAACAAUGGCUGAUCCUUCAGAACAUUUGUUAGCUUUGAAAGUUAUGCGCCUCACCCGUCCGACAUUGAUAAAUUCCCAGAUAGUCACGGCGGAGCCCAAAGAUUUGCCUCAGAACACCUUCGACAGCAUUCUGAAAUCAUCGGCAACCACCGUUCAGGAUUGCGAAACUUUAGCCGCGGGUCAAUUCAUGCUCUUGCCGCAGAGUUUCGGAAACAUUUACUUGGGGGAAACUUUCUCCAGCUACGUUUGUGUCCACAAUUGUCGAGCUCAUCCUGUGAGCAAUGUUUCCGUGAAAGCCGACUUGCAGUCCAAUAAUACGAGGAUAAAUUUACCGAUCCAUGCGGAUAAGCAGGGUCCAGUUUUGCUGCACCCAGACGAAACGUUAGAUGACGUCAUCCACCAUGAAGUGAAGGAAAUUGGAACGCAUAUUUUGGUUUGCGAAGUGUCCUACAUGACUCCAGCUGGACUGGAAUCAUCGUUCCGAAAGUUUUUCAAAUUCCAAGUCGUAAAGCCCCUGGAUGUAAAGACCAAAUUCUACAAUGCAGAAACCGACGAGGUUUACUUGGAAGCACAGAUACAAAACAUCACCGUCGGUCCCAUCUGUUUGGAGAAGGUUGAACUGGAGAGCUCGGAGCACUACACCGUGGUGUCGUUGAAUAAUUUAUCGUCGGGCGAAUCUGUGUUUUCCCAGAGAACCAUGCUUCAACCUAUGAAUAGUUGCCAGUUUUUGUAUUGUAUAAAACCCUUACCGGCUAUAAUGAAUGAUCCGAUGGCGUUGAAAGCUGCAAACAAUAUCGGAAAGCUGGACAUUGUAUGGAGAUCUAAUUUGGGGGAACGUGGUCGAUUGCAGACCAGUCAACUUCAGAGAAGCCCUAUUGAGUAUGGCGACCUCCGGCUGACGGUGAUUGAAGCCAACAGUACCGUAAAGAUAGGAGACGGGUUUGACUUCAAAUGCCGCGUGACGAACACCAGCGAACGUUCGAUGGAUCUGGUGAUGAACCUAAACACGAAAGCCAAAGUAGGUUGUGGUUACACAGGACAAACCGAGAUUAGCCUGGGACCACUGGAGCCGGGGAAGUACAAAGAAUUCAACCUUACGGUUUGUCCCGUUCGUCUGGGUUUGAUUACCAUCACAAACCUACAGCUUACGGAUGUUUUCAUGAAGCGGAAGUACGAAUUUGAUGACUUUGUGCAAGUAUUCGUAGUAGACGAGGACUAUAAGGAGGGUGAUUUCCAACUAGACAAAUAUGUUAGAUAUAGCAUUCCACAAGCUGUUUAAGGAUGUUCUUUGAUGAGUUAGUUUUAUUUAUUCGAGUUUCUAGUAUAGCAACUAAAAUAUCAUUCAAACAAUAAAGACAUUGUAUGCCUCAUGUAAA
Molecule: messenger RNA, 1493 nt
Organism: Armigeres subalbatus
Lineage: Eukaryota; Metazoa; Arthropoda; Insecta; Diptera; Culicidae
Product: probable trafficking protein particle complex subunit 13 homolog
Exons: 4
Coding region: 122-1396 (424 amino acids)
Cellular component (GO): TRAPPIII protein complex
Source: RefSeq, a predicted model, not a curated record